AUGUCAACCGUCGGUCUUACACGCAAUGCGCCGCAGGACUCAGUGGGCAAAGUAGCCACGCUAUGGGCAGGUCCUGGGGAAGCAUCCAAUGCCACCGCCUCAGUCGAUGACAAUGUCGCCUAUCGAUUUGUCCUCGACAACAAGGUCCAAACCAUUUCCAGCAACAGUAUCCCGAAAAGUGGCGUGGUCUCAGGACUCCUGUUCGUGCCCGAUUUAGAUUCGCAGGAUCCUUGCUACAACGACACCUCCUCAUAUGUGCCUUCGAACGCCACCCGCUAUGACGACGUUUCUGGCUUUGGUUACUCUCUCAUCGGCCUCGCUCCGUGGGUAUCUGCCGAGUGUUCUCUCUCCUACCUAUCCGCUGGACAAAAAGUCGGCACCCAUGCCAUGGUCUUUUAUGAACCGACAAAUAACGACACUGGUCUCCCACCUGAUUCAAACGAUGCGCGUUGGAAAAUCAAUGAUGGGGAAAAGUGGAGGAUGGAAAACGACUACCCGGUAUAUGCCAUCCCAGGUCCAGCAGGAACCUCGUUGAUACGUGAUCUUGCGCACUUUUCCGGGAACACAACGCACGAGAAGAGAGAAGUUGUGUCUGGGAGUGCACGGUUGUUCGGUCGUCUUGAAACUGGAGAGGAGACAGGAAACAUGCCCAGUCUUUGGAGCUUUGUGCUUGCGAUUGCGGGAACAGUCCUGGUUCUCAGCCUCUUGUUGGUUGUGAUCUAUCGUCUUGUUCUCCGCAAAAGACGUGACCAGCUCCAAAGACGUAUCGCCGCGGGCCAGGUCGAUGUUGAGGCUUUGGCAUUGAACCAGACAAAGGCGCCUCAAGAUGUGGUUGAUAAGAUGCCACUUUAUACGUAUCUUGACAUCAGCUCAUCAUCAGAGUCAUCUCUCCAUCGCAAGAGCACAUCGGAUGAUGAGGCUGAACAGAAGGCCGUCGUUGUCGAGAAUAUCAGCCCGCCACCUGCGGAACAUCAUGCGGAAGAAGAGAACCGAACUCUGCGCAAUGUUGGACUCCGAAAGCCACAGGCAGCAGUUGUCAAUCCCGCAAAGCAAGAGACCGAUGAUGCUACCCGCAGCAAGUACAGACUGAGUCAUACUCAAACAACCUGUGCGAUCUGCAUCGAUGACUUCGUGGCUGGAUCAUCAGUAGUUCGCGAGCUGCCUUGUGGACACAUCUUUGACUCGGAGUGCAUCGAUCCCUUCCUGACAGACAACAGUUGUCUCUGCCCUCUCUGCAAGAAGAGUGUCUUACCAGCUGGAUCAUAUUAUAUCUCUGUGACCAAUGAAAUGCGUCCACACAGUGGGCGGCCUCUGCCUACCUACUCUUCCUUCACUCGAACUUUUCGCGACAACGACAACCGACGACCUCGUAAAGCCGACAAGAUGGGUGCCCUCAAGUACGUGGAAGAAAUCCAAAAGAAGAAGCAGUCCGAUGUGAUUCGCUUCCUGCUGCGCGUCCGAUGCUGGGAGCUCCGCCAGCUGAACGCCAUCCACCGUGCCUCGCGCCCCUCGCGCCCCGACAAGGCUCGUCGUCUCGGUUACAAGGCCAAGCAGGGUUACGUUAUCUACCGUGCCCGUGUCCGCCGCGGUGGCCGCAAGCGCCCUGUCCCCAAGGGUGCCACCUACGGCAAGCCCACCAACCACGGAGUCAACCAGCUCAAGUACCAGCGUGCUCUCAAGUCUACUGCUGAGGAGCGUGUCGGCCGCCGCGCCGCUAACUUGCGCGUCCUGAACUCCUACUGGAUCAACCAGGACUCCACCUACAAGUACUUCGAGGUCAUCCUCGUCGACCCCCAGCACAAGGCCAUCCGCCGUGAUGCCCGCAUCAACUGGAUCUGCGCCCCCGUCCACAAGCACCGCGAGUCUCGUGGUCUCACCGCCACUGGCAAGAAGUCCCGUGGUAUGAACAAGGGUCACCGCUACAACAACACCAAGGCUGGUCGCCGCCACACCUGGAAGCGCCAGAACACCCAGAGCUACUGGCGUUACCGUUAAGUGCGUUAGUGCACUUUAUAAGCGGGUUGGGU
Messenger RNA from Penicillium brevicompactum, 2027 nucleotides. RefSeq names its product 60S ribosomal eL15 domain-containing protein. The coding region runs from base 1 to 1995 and encodes 664 amino acids. Gene Ontology annotation, cellular component: ribosome; cytosolic large ribosomal subunit. The transcript is spliced from 8 exons. Gene Ontology annotation, molecular function: RNA binding; structural constituent of ribosome. Lineage: Eukaryota; Fungi; Ascomycota; Eurotiomycetes; Eurotiales; Aspergillaceae. The record is from RefSeq and is a predicted model, not a curated record. Gene Ontology annotation, biological process: cytoplasmic translation.